This is a messenger RNA of Ziziphus jujuba (common jujube), 2741 nucleotides long. RefSeq names its product O-fucosyltransferase 19. Gene Ontology annotation, cellular component: cytoplasm. Lineage: Eukaryota; Viridiplantae; Streptophyta; Magnoliopsida; Rosales; Rhamnaceae. The coding region runs from base 366 to 2276 and encodes 636 amino acids. The transcript has 8 exons. The record is from RefSeq and is a predicted model, not a curated record.
GAAACAAAGGAAGAGUUUCAGAGAGAAAGAAGAAAAGAGAAAAGAGAGAGAGAGAGAGAGACAGGGAGGCUAUAUAUAAACACUGAUAAAAAUCAGAAAAUAAUAAACACCUCUGCUCGCCUGAGAUUACGGACCUUCUAUAUACCACCAUUCAAAAAACAGAAAAAGCACCGACCCACAAACCCAAACUCGCGCUUUCAUCUCUCUGACUCUCUUCUCUCUUUUUUUCUUUUUUUUUUUUUUUUCGUUCACUCUAAAAAGCCGAACACUUUAUUUUUUUUUUUUUGUGGGUUAGUUUUUUUGGCACUCAUUUUCCUUCCCCGGAAAAUUCAACUUUUUUUUUUUCUUUCCCACAAAGUCUGGCCAUGUCGUCCGGUGGUACAAACAACUCUUGCAACGGUAGUCCAAGAGUGGCCGCCGCCGCCGCCGCCGGGGUGCCAACCACCACAAGGAGACGCGUGGCAGACCUACUGGAUGCCGAGAGAAAUUCUGGCGGCCUCUCCGAUGUCUCUGACGAGGAAGACGAAUCCAACGGCUCUAAUGGUGGGGCCCACCACCAUCAUCAUUACCACCAUUAUUACCAUCAUGUCCCUCUCAUUAAGAAUCUCCUCCUAGUCCGCCGACGGGCUUUUCACUGCCUCCCGGAGACUUGGUUGCUAUCCGUCGAAGAUGGGUUCUUGUGGGCGGCUGCGAUUGUUCAGUCUUUGAGAUCGGGGAGGAAUAUGGGCCGUAAGAUCUUCGUGUUAUUGAUGUUGAUGGUUGUUACGUUGUUCUUCGUCAAAGUUUCGUUUCUGAGUAAUAAUGAGGAGAUGAAGAGGACGGAGGGUGGGCUUUUGAUCUUACAGACUUUCAAGGAUGAUUUGGCCACGGCCCAUAAGGCAAUCACCGAGACCGAGACCGAGACCGAGACUUCCAUGCCUAAAUCUGUUCUUGAGAAGGUCUCUACUCCGGAGAUAUGGAUGAAACCGAACAGCGACAAUUUUGUGAGAUGCAUUUCUCGACCGAAGAAUCAAAUAAGGACACGUCGAAAAACGAAUGGUUACAUACUUGUUCAUGCCAACGGUGGAUUGAAUCAAAUGAGAACAGGGAUUUGUGAUAUGGUGGCUGUUGCAAAGAUUAUGAAUGCAACCCUUGUUCUUCCUUCCCUUGAUCACGAGUCGUUUUGGACAGAUCCAAGUGGCUUCAAAGAUAUAUUUGACUGGAGACAUUUCAUGAACGUUUUGAAAGAUGAUAUCGAUGUAGUUGAGUAUUUGCCACCCCGGUACGCAGCCAUGAAGCCCCUUUUGAAGGCCCCCAUCUCCUGGUCAAAGGCUAGUUAUUACAGAAGUGAGAUGAUUCCAUUGUUAAAGCGGCAUAAAGUGAUAAAGUUUACACACACUGAUUCUCGACUUGUUAAUAAUGGCCUUGCAUCUUCAAUCCAAAGGUUGAGGUGCCGUGCCAAUUAUGAGGCUCUCUGGUAUGCGAAGGAGAUUGAGGAUCUGGGUAAGGUUUUGGUUGAUAGACUGAGGACCAAUGGCGAGCCAUAUGUUGCUCUGCAUUUAAGGUAUGAGAAAGACAUGCUUGCAUUCACUGGCUGCAGCCACAACCUUACUGCACAAGAAGCUGAGGAACUUCGAAUAAUGAGGUACAGCGUCAAACAUUGGAAGGAGAAAGAGAUAGAUGGUGUAGCACGGAGAAUCGAAGGGGGAUGUCCAAUGUCCCCAAGAGAGGCAGCUAUGUUCCUCAAGGCCAUGGGAUACCCUUCCACUACAACUAUCUACAUUGUUGCUGGAAAAAUAUAUGGUGGCAAUAGCAUGGCAGCCUUUCGCUCAGAGUACCCCAAUGUGUUCACUCAUUCUACUCUUGCAACAGAAGAAGAGUUGGAGCCCUUCAAGCCAUAUCAAAAUCGUCUUGCUGCCCUGGACUAUAUUGUGGCACUUCAAAGUGAUGUGUUUGUUUAUACAUACGAUGGAAACAUGGCCAAGGCAGUGCAAGGGCAUAGAAGAUUUGAAGGAUUUCAAAAGACUAUUAACCCUGAUAGACAAAAUUUUGUCAGACUGAUUGAUCAGUUGGAUGGGGGUGCACUAUCAUGGGAAGAAUUUUCUUUGGAAGUUAAAAAUCUCCAUUCAAACAGACUUGGAGCGCCAUAUCUUAGACAAGUUGGAGAGUCACCAAGGUUGGAGGAGAACUUUUAUGCAAAUCCUCUUCCUGGUUGCAUCUGUAACAAGUCUCAGGAACAACAAAUGUUGAGGUUGAAACUUGAUGAGAGACAGAAUCUAUUAAGGGUGCAAAGAUAGUGUACAAUAGAGUAGUCACUAUUUAUUUCUCCAAUUGCAGCUGCUUUGGGUUUUUGAAGUGAACAGCUAUUUUUUUUCCCCAGUCAAGAGACUGUAGCUGCUCAUAAAGACACGAGAGGUUUGAGGUUCACCUUGUAAUUUGAAUAUAACAAAGUUCCAGUUUUGGUGUAAACAACAGAAAAAAAGGGCCUUUACCAGUGAUUUAGGAAAGCAGAAAAAUUCGUGUGUGAAGAAAAAUCAGAAUAUUUCCAGUGGCACAAGAGAAAAGAGACAAGAGAGACAAGAGACAAGAGACAGUGAAACAUCAUCCCUGGCAUCUGUCGAGUUAUAUAUUUCAUUGAUUCAUUAUUCUUUCUUUGAUUUUGAUUCGAAGCCAAUUUUUGCUUCACUAUGAAUUUGAUUGUAAUUUUUGGUACAGUUCAUAAUAGAUUCAGAAUAGAAAUCGGUUUCCACAUUUUCCUAGUA